CAUCACGUCUGAGAGAUGGACGCAGCCAAUUGCAUGGAAGUGGAAUGUGAGAGCCAGGGUCUUAGUAGUUUGCCGUGUGGAAAAUCAUGCUAUUUGAUGUUGAUGCUGCCAGAACAACACGCUGCCAUGACAGAGCCAGAGUCUUCUGGCUCUAGACCAAAAGGGGCCUACGAUGUAUUUCUGAGUUUUAGAGGAGAAGAUAAUCGCAAGACUUUUACAGAUCAUCUAUAUACUGCCUUUGUCCAAGCAGGAAUCCACACUUUUCGAGAUCAGAAUGAAAUUCCUAGAGGAGAAGAAAUCUCCAAACAUCUUCACAAGGCAAUUCAAGAAUCAAAGAUAUCUGUAGUGGUCUUCUCAAAAGGAUAUGCUUCUUCUAGAUGGUGUCUUAAUGAACUUGUAGAGAUUCUUGAGAGCAAAAAUAGAAAAACUGAUUAGAUUGUUCUUCCUAUAUUCUAUGACAUUGAUCCUUCAGAAGUGAGAAAACAGACAGGCAGUUUUGCAAAAGCAUUUCAUAGACAUGAAGAGGCUUUUACAGAGAAGGUGAAGGAGUGGAGAAAAGCUCUUGAGGAGGCUGGAAACCUAUCUGGAUGGAAUCUCAAUGAUAUGGAAAAUGGGCACGAAUCAAAAUUGAUCCAAGAGAUUGUCAAGGAUGUGUUGAAUAAAUUGGAUCCCAAGUACAUAAAUGUUGCCACUCACCUAGUAGGAAUUGAUCCCCUUGUCCUUGCUAUUAGUGACUUCCUAAGUACUGCAACAGAUGAGGUUCGCAUUGUGGGCAUACAUGGGAUGCCAGGAAUAGGAAAGACAAGUAUAGCAAAAGUUGUAUUUAACCAAUUCUGCUAUAGAUUCGAAGGAAGUUGUUUCCUUUCGAAUAUCAAUGAAACAUCAGAACAAUCUAAUGGUCUGGUUCUUUUACAAGAACAACUUCUUCAUGAUAUUUUAAAACAAAAUACUGUUAACAUCAGUAAUGUUGUUAGAGGAAUGGUUCUGAUCAAAGAACGAAUUUGUCACAAAAGAGUUCUUGUUGUUGUUGAUGAUGUGGCUCAUCAGAACCAACUAAAUGCUUUGAUGGGAGAGCGAAGUUGGUUUGGUCCCGGAAGUAGAGUAAUAAUCACGACUAAAGAUGAACACUUGCUUCUUAAAGUGGAUCGAACAUAUCGGGUUGAGGAAUUGAAACGAGAUGAGUCCCUUCAACUUUUCAGUUGGCAUGCCUUUGGGGACACCAAGCCAGCAAAAGAUUAUGUUGAGCUUUCGAAUGAUGUGGUUGAUUACUGUGGAGGACUUCCUUUAGCCCUUGAGGUUUUAGGUUCUUGUUUGCCCGGGAAAAACAGAGCUAGAUGGAAAUGUCUAAUUGACAAAUUGAGAAAAAUUCCAAACCGUGAAAUUCAGAAAAAACUUAGAAUAAGUUUUGAUUCACUGGAUGACCAUCAACUCCAAAAUACAUUUCUUGAUAUUGCAUGCUUUUUUAUUGGUAGAAAUAAAGAAUAUGUAGCAAAAGUACUAGAAGCCCGUUGUGGUUACAAUCCAGAAGAUGAUUUGGGAACUCUGAGUGAAAGGUCUCUGAUUAAAGUUGAUGCUUUUGGAAAGAUAAGCAUGCAUGAUCUAUUACGAGACAUGGGAAGGGACAUCAUUCAUAAAGAGUCACCUGGCCACCCUGGAAAACGCAGCCGAAUUUGGCAACGUGAGGAUGCAUGGAAUGUACUCAACAAGCAUAUGGGAACGGAAGUGGUAGAGGGUCUAGCAUUGGAUGCCAGAGCAUCAGAAGAUAAAUCACUUAGCACAGGAUCAUUUACAAAGAUGAGAUUCUUGAAGUUACUCCAAAUCAAUGGAGUACAUCUCACUGGACCUUUCAAACUGCUUUCUGAAGAGUUGAUAUGGAUUUGUUGGCUCGAAUGCCCUUUGAAAUCUUUUCCAUCCGAUUUGAUGUUGGACAACUUAGUUGUUCUUGAUAUGCAGUAUAAUAACAUUAAAGAAUUAUGGAAGGAGAAAAAGAUUCUCAACAAGUUGAAAAUUCUUAAUCUCAGUCAUUCAAAACAUCUUAUUAAAACACCGAACUUACACAGCUCAAGCCUAGAAAAACUAAUGCUUGAAGGUUGCUCGAGUUUAGUUGAGGUGCAUCAAUCUGUUGGACAUUUAAAGAGCCUUGUUUUAUUGAAUCUGAAAGGAUGUUGGAGGAUAAAGAUUCUUCCCGAAAGCAUUUGUGAUGUAAAGUCUCUUGAAAGUUUGAAUAUUUCGGGGUGUUCACAACUUGAUAAAUUACCGGAGCGGAUGGGUGAUAUUGAAUCCUUAACUGAGCUUCUAGCCGAUGAAAUUCAGAAUGAGCAAUUUCUCUCUUCAAUUGGACAUUUAAAGCAUGUGAGGAAGUUGUCAUUGCGUGUAUCCAAUUUCAAUCAGGACUCACUAUCAUCUACAUCUUGUCCUUCACCAAUUUCAACAUGGAUUUCAGCAAGUGUUUUAAGAGUGCAACCUUUCUUGCCAACUUCUUUCAUUGAUUGGAGAUCAGUGAAACGUCUUAAACUUGCUAAUUAUGGUUUGUCUGAAAGCGCAACUAAUUGUGUCUAUUUUGGAGGUUUGUCCUCUCUCCAAGAAUUGAAUCUAUCGGGAAACAAAUUCCUCAGUCUGCCUUCUGGCAUCAGCGUCCUUACUAAGCUGCAGCAUUUGAGAGUUCAGAAUUGCAGCAAUCUUGUAUCAAUUUCAGAGCUUCCCUCAAGUUUAGAGAAAUUGUAUGCAGAUUCUUGUAGGUCAAUGAAAAGAGUAUGUCUGCCAAUCCAGUCAAAAACAAAUCCAAUUCUGUCUCUAGAAGGGUGCGGAAACUUAAUAGAGAUUCAGGGCAUGGAAGGUCUAAGUAACCAUGGUUGGGUUAUCUUCUCUAGUGGCUGCUGCGACUUGUCAAAUAGCAGCAUUGCGCAAUGGUGGUUACGGGUAUCAGAUUCACUUCGAUGGUGGUACGAUGCCAAGUUGGUUGAGCUUCCAUGGAGAAGGAUCUUCAUUAUCAUUUCAUGUCCCUCCAGUUUUCCAGGGCUUGGUUCUUUGCUGGCAAGCUUUGUGCGUCGUGGAGGUUGGAUAAGAUACGUAAGUAUAAGUGAGAUGGAAAUGGAAGAACAUGGCGGAGAUGAGGAAUUUGAACUCUCUGUGAAAUUGACCAACACAUAUAAUGCAGUGAAAGAAUGUGGGGUUCAUGUGAUCGCAGAGAUGCCCUCAUUUGAAGAGUUAGAAGUUGGAAGAGAUAGGGUGAUAUCUGCACCAUAUCAUUCCUUUUACGGUUCAAUAUCAUCUUCAACAAUCGAGCAGUGGAAAAAUUAUCUACUUACGGAGUUCCCCCUAUCGAGAAUGGUCUUGGUGCGAAAAUUCUCACCUGACUUCACUUAGUUUUGAAAAAUCCAUGCCUUGUGCUCUCUUAGGUUUGAUAUGAUUGGCUUCUUGUAUAAAAUAAAUAAAUAAAGCAUUUUUUUAUUUUGAGUUAUAUAAUCUUCCUUGUUAAAUGCCAA
Molecule: messenger RNA, 3485 nt
Organism: Populus trichocarpa (black cottonwood)
Lineage: Eukaryota; Viridiplantae; Streptophyta; Magnoliopsida; Malpighiales; Salicaceae
Product: disease resistance protein RUN1
Exons: 7
Biological process (GO): defense response; signal transduction
Molecular function (GO): protein binding; ADP binding
Source: RefSeq, a predicted model, not a curated record